Messenger RNA from Spea bombifrons (plains spadefoot toad), 2113 nucleotides. RefSeq names its product unc-93 homolog B1, TLR signaling regulator (gene UNC93B1). The coding region runs from base 147 to 1943 and encodes 598 amino acids. The transcript is spliced from 12 exons. Gene Ontology annotation, cellular component: endosome; lysosome. NCBI's taxonomy places the organism in Eukaryota, Metazoa, Chordata, Amphibia, Anura, Pelobatidae. Gene Ontology annotation, molecular function: Toll-like receptor binding. The record is from RefSeq and is a predicted model, not a curated record. Gene Ontology annotation, biological process: toll-like receptor 9 signaling pathway; intracellular protein transport; toll-like receptor 3 signaling pathway.
UGGUCUUUUGGAACCACGACUCCCAUGAAGCUCAGCAAUCAUCCUAACAGAAAAGUUGUGUGGUUAAACGUUAAAGGAAUUACAGUGCCACAGCAGCCAGAGAGCGAUCUGUUUGCAGCACAUUGCAUGCAUUGGCUGUGAUCGAUAUGGCUCAGGUCUAUCACGAUGCAUCUAUCAACGGGGUGGCAGCAGAUGGUGCAGGGGUUCUGCAGCUGGCAGAUGACACUCCUGUCCUGGAUGGAGCCAAUGCACAGGUUGAAGAAUUCUUGGGCGAGAGGGCGGAUGAUGAUGAGGAAGCAGAGGAGAAAAGAUAUUAUCGACGCAAGAGACUUCUGACAGUAAAAAGUGUUGUCUUUGCAAGUCUAGGGACAGCCAUAAUAUAUGGGGUGUAUUUAGGCCUCUUGCAGAUGCAGCUGAUCUUGCAUUAUGAUGAGACGUACCGUGAUGUGAAAUAUGGUAACAUGGGAUUGCAGGAUAUCGACAAUAAGAUGCUAAUGGGUAUUAAUGUGACACCGAUUGCUGCAUUGCUGUAUACACCCAUCCUCAUCAGGUUCUUCGGCACUAAGUGGAUGCUGUUCCUGUCCUCUGGUAUCUAUGCUCUGUUUGUUUCAACCAAUUACUGGGAGAGAUACUACACACUCGUCCCUUCAGCUACAGUAAUUGGAGUCAUGAUUGUGCCCUUCUGGGCAUCAAUCGGUAAUUAUAUCACCAGGAUGGCUCAGAAGUACUAUGAGUUUGUUAACUAUAAAGAGCAAAAUGUGAAGGAGCAGAAUAAGUUGCCACGAGGAGCCAGCCACAAGUAUAUCAUCAUCUUCCAAAGUAUCUUUUACUCCAUCUUCCAUAUAAGUUUUGUGCUGUCCCAGUUUCCAGUAUUUUUCUUUCUCAGCAAUUACCUGUAUUCAUACAACCACACUCUCCACAGUGUAAAUGAAUGUGGAGCCUCCAUAAUGCAUGGGAUCCUUCCUAAAUUCAAUGUAACGGUUCUACACACUCUGCCUCCCAGUUUGAGUCUCAUUUAUGUGGAGAGCACACUCAUGGGAGCUGCCCUGUUAUCAAUGAUACUAAUCUUGGCCCUCUGUGGUUCUGCCUACCGCCCAACUGAGGAAAUUGAUUUGCGCAGCAUAGGUUGGGGUAACAUCUUCCAGCUGCCCUUCAAACAUGCCCGAGAUUAUCGCCUACGAUGCUUGGCUCCUUACUUCUUGUACAGUGGAUUUGAAGUAUUGUUUGCCUGUACCGGGUUUGCACUGUGUUAUGGAGUAUGCGCUCUUGGAUUGGAGACACUUCCAUAUCUCAUCACUGCCUAUGGUCUUUCUAGUUCUGUCUCUUCCUUUUUUGCGCUCAGCAUGCUCCACCUCCCAAGACAGGUACCCCUAGUUGGCGGAGCCUUACUUCAUUCCUGCAUCCUGAUUGGACUGUUCUUCUGGAGCCCAACACCCAAACUGCUGUCCCAAGGACCCAUAUUGUACAUAGUGGCUGUGCUGUGGGGGAUGGGGAGCGCCAUGAACAAGACUGGUCUUAGCAUUAUAAUUGGGAUGUUUUAUGAAGACAAGGAACGGCAGGACUUUGUGUUUACAAUUUAUCAUUGGCUUCAAGCAUUUGCUAUAUUCAUUGUCUACCUGUGGUCUUGGCUUCCUAUGAAGGCCAAAUUGGCCAUUAUGUUGUCUUCUGCAUUAGUUUCAAUACUUUCCUACUUAUGGAUGGAGCACAAGCUUCGCAACAAAGUGCCAUAUCGUGUGCCCAAAAUACCAGCCCCACGCCACAAGGUUAAAGGUUACCGUUAUUUAGAGGAGGAAAAUUCUGAUGAAUCUGGAUCAGAUGGGGAAAGUGAACAGAGCAAAGGGGAGGAGAGUGACGCAGAUGAAAAUGGAAGGGAACCCAUACGCCAGAGGUGCAGAAACUCAAACAAGGAACAAUGCUACGAGCAAGCAGUAGAGGAGGAGUGAUCAAAACAUCUGUAAUAACAAUUACUCCUAGUUUCUGUGUGACAAUAUCCGUAACCUUUUACGACCUACAGUGGUAGUUUUGUUAUAUGUACAGAACAAGUGUAUCAUCAUGUAUAUACUCUCCGUUGGUGCACAUGUGGUGAUUGUUCCACUUCUAUGAGUUUGCAAAA